CCAAAGCAAAGGCCAAGCUUCCUCUCUCUCUCUCAGCUUUGCCUUUUUAUUCUCUCUCUUUAUUUAUUGUUUUUUAAAGAGGUUACUCUGUAUACCUUGCUCUUCUUCUUUCUCUCGCUGCUGGAGGCUCAGGAGGGACGGCUGCUAUGUGAAGACUGCAGAAACCUGUGGCGAGGCAGAUACGGUGGAAUGCGAGUGCUGAUCCGCGGCGGCUGACGCCGGAUUUGUACAGAAUGCGACAUCAGAGGAUCGCCGACGAGGGCACUGCGGGCACGGACCGGUUUCAUGGCGAAGGGGACGCCGCAGGUGGUUUGCCGGACAAUGAUGCGGAGGAAUCGGUGAAGCCAGCCUGUGCACUGAAAUACAGAUCGGCGGUUGGCGGAUGCCGCCGUGGGUGGAGAGAAACUCCGGCGAUUGGGAUCGCUGCGGGCGGUGUAGUAGUGGAGGUGGAAAAGAUCCUCCAAAACGGUGAUAUAUACUUCGGAGAAUUUACCGGGAACGUGCCGCAUGGCCGCGGGAAGUAUCUUUGGGCCGACGGAUGUAUGUACGAGGGCGAAUGGCGAAGAGGGAAAGCCACCGGAAAGGGGAAGUUCUCGUGGCCAUCGGGCGCGACCUUUGAGGGUGAGUUUAAGGGCGGGAGGAUGGAGGGUUUCGGAAUCUUCGUCGGCGCUGAUGGAGACACCUAUUGUGGAUCGUGGAUUGCCGAUCGGAAGCACGGAAGCGGGAGCAAAUCCUACGCUAAUGGGGAUUUCUAUGAGGGACAGUGGCGGCGUAACAUCCAAGAUGGUCAUGGCCGCUACGUGUGGCGCAACGGCAAUCAGUUCAUCGGCGAGUGGCGCAGCGGCGUUAUCUCAGGCCGAGGCGUGCUCAUAUGGGCUAAUGGAAGCCGGUAUGAAGGCCACUGGGAGAGCGGCGUCCCCAAAGGGAGUGGUGUCUUUACCAAGCCGGACGGGAGCUGUUGUGUUGGCAGCUGGAAUAAGGAUCCUAAGCUCGAUUCCAAAUUCUAUCCUGCGGCCGUCGUGGGUAGUAGAUGCUCCUUCUCUUCUUUUGGAGAUAGCUUGCAUCCUUUUCUGGCUUCAAGGAAGCGACCAUCUACAGAUAGUGCUCUUUCGAGAGGCAGCGUAGCUGAGAAGAACUUACCUAGGAUAUGCAUUUGGGAGUCGGAUAAUGACGAUGGAGAUAUCACAUGCGAAAUUAUUGACCCAUUCAAGUCCUCCAUGCUUUACAAGGAUGGCUUCGAGUUUGUUUAUGGAGGGCAAGCCUUGGGACAGAUGCGAAGCCGGAAUCCUUGCUUAUAUAAAGCAGUUCAGAUGAAGAAGCCGGGGCAGACAAUAUCUAAGGGGCAUAGGAACUACGAUCUGAUGCUUAACCUACAAUUGGGCAUCAGAUACUCCGUUGGUAAACCAUCAUCUACGCAGCCUAGGGAGCUCAAACCUAGUGAUUUUGAUCCAAAGGAGAAGUUUUGGACGAGAUUUCCUCCUGAGGGAUCAAAGAUGACACCACCGCACCAAUCUGUAGAAUUCAAGUGGAAGGACUACUGUCCUCUCGUUUUCAGACAUCUGAGGAAAUUGUUUGCGGUAGAUCCAGCGGAUUACAUGAUGGCUAUUUGCGGGAAUGAAGCUUUGAGAGAGCUAUCUUCACCUGGCAAAAGUGGGAGCUUGUUCUACCAUACCCAGGACGACCGCUUCAUCAUUAAAACAGUGAAGAAGUGCGAAGUAAAGGUUCUGAUAAGGAUGCUAUCAAGUUAUUACCAACAUGUUUCCAAGUAUAAGAACUCACUACUCACAAAGUUCUAUGGCGUGCAUUGUGUGAAAUCAAUUGGCUGCCAGAAGGUUCGUUUCAUUGUGAUGGGCAACCUGUUCUGCUCAGAGUACAGAAUUCACAGACGGUUUGACUUGAAAGGCUCAUCUUAUGGCCGAACUAUUCACAAAGCUGAAGGAGAGAUAGAUGAGACCACCACACUAAAGGACUUGGAUCUUAACUUCGUAUUUCACAUUCAAAAGCCUUGGCUCAAGAAACUUAUCUGGCAAAUUGAGCAAGAUUGUGAGUUUCUCGUAGCAGAGGGCAUCAUGGAUUACAGCCUUUUGGUGGGACUUCAUUUCAGAGAUGAUGUAUUUAAUUCUAGGAUGGGUACAUCUGUUCCUUAUCAAAAGGUAUGUGUUACGAAUGAAUCCGACCCGGGUCAGGAGUACUUUACUGAGUUUUCCUUCGCAGAUUCAUGGUGGCGAGAUACAGCUAGAGUUGAUGACCGAGAGCCAAUGAUUCAGUUAGGCGCGAACUUGCCUGCAAUGGCCGUGCAUCAUCAGAAAGACCAUGGAAGUGCCAAAAUCUAUCAAGUGGUCCUCUAUUUUGGAAUAAUUGACAUCCUUCAAGACUAUGAUAUCAGCAAGAAAAUCGAGCACGCAUACAAGUCAUUGCAAGUUGAUCCAAACUCCAUCUCAGCCGUGGACCCAAAGCUUUAUUCUAGGAGAUUUCGUGAUUUCAUCAGCAGAGUCUUUGUGGAAGAUGAUUGAUUCAAAGAAAAUGAAAUAGAUAUUGCAAGUGAAAUCAUUUUGAAGUUGGUGGUGGAGCCGAGUUGAUAUCAGCAAACAGAGGAUCAGUCAGCUCAACCAAAGGAAAGAAAUGAUGAGAACCGUGGCUGCAUCCAUCCAUUGCUCCUUUUUACUGGCAUGUUGAUAACCUUGGAUGUGGCGCAGUAAUUUAAAUGGAGGCUUAGUUUGGGACGGCUUUCUUUCUGCUCUUCUUAAAUCAGCUU
Messenger RNA from Dendrobium catenatum, 2755 nucleotides. RefSeq names its product phosphatidylinositol 4-phosphate 5-kinase 1-like. NCBI's taxonomy places the organism in Eukaryota, Viridiplantae, Streptophyta, Magnoliopsida, Asparagales, Orchidaceae. Gene Ontology annotation, biological process: phosphatidylinositol metabolic process. Gene Ontology annotation, molecular function: 1-phosphatidylinositol-4-phosphate 5-kinase activity; ATP binding. The transcript has 8 exons. The record is from RefSeq and is a predicted model, not a curated record. The coding region runs from base 234 to 2513 and encodes 759 amino acids.